AUGAAGUUGUUGGUUUGCAGUUUCUUACUGUUGGUGAUUUUGGAAGAAUAUAAUUGUAAGCCGCACUUUACCCACGCAAUUUUAAAAGCAAUAGGAAGAAAUGAUAAGCACCAUCGUACAUACAUCUUACCUGUAUAUGUUCCUGUAGCGCCACUCCAGUACCCUUUAAAUAGUUUUAAUCCUUAUAAUCGGCACCCCUCGUACCCUUCGAACUAUGGACAAAAUAAUGGACCAGUGGAUGAUGGAAUAUGGCGAGGGAAUUCGUACCAGGGACAAUACAGUUAUUUGCAGCCACCCGCAUAUAACUCAUUCCAGAAUGGUUUACCGAAUGCCAUAAAUUCACUGUAUGGUAACCCGUCUUCAACGAAUGUUACCCCGUAUUUCACGAAUGGUACACCGAAUCAAUUUAAUGGAUCUCCGUAUUCAGCGAACCCAAACCAAAUAAAUGUUAACAAUACUCCUUAUUCAACGAACCCAAACCAAGUUAACAAUACUCCGUAUUCAACGAACCCGAACCAAGUUAAUAAUACUCCUUAUUCAACGAACCCAAACCAAGUUAAUAGUACUCCGUAUUCAACUAACCUAAAUCAAGUCAAUGGUACUCCGUAUUCAACGAACCCAAACCAAGUCAAUCGUACUCCGUAUUCAACGAAUGGUACACCGAAUGGAAUAUCUGCAACGCAACAGUCUUGGUCUAAUGUCAUACCUUCAACUACUCCAUCUGUGAAAGUCGUUUGA
Helicoverpa zea (corn earworm) is the source of this 738-nucleotide messenger RNA. Its product is annotated as sporozoite surface protein 2-like. The record is from RefSeq and is a predicted model, not a curated record. The transcript has 4 exons. Bases 1 to 738 code for a protein of 245 amino acids. NCBI's taxonomy places the organism in Eukaryota, Metazoa, Arthropoda, Insecta, Lepidoptera, Noctuidae.